Molecule: messenger RNA, 1561 nt
Organism: Galdieria sulphuraria
Lineage: Eukaryota; Rhodophyta; Bangiophyceae; Galdieriales; Galdieriaceae
Product: acetylornithine aminotransferase
Exons: 1
Coding region: 21-1424 (467 amino acids)
Biological process (GO): arginine metabolic process
Molecular function (GO): transaminase activity; pyridoxal phosphate binding; identical protein binding
Source: RefSeq, a predicted model, not a curated record
UUUGAUAUGAAAUAACGUGAAUGAUGGCUUUUUUAUCCUCACCACAACUUUUCUUUGGAAAAGCCAAGACUAAAAAGGGAAUGAAUGAUCAAAAGGAAAGAAUAUUGAGAAAGCGAAUACAUCUUUCGAGACACUGCACUACAUUUUCUAUUUAUCUUAAAGAGAUGGUCACAACCUCAAGUGAUGCAACUAGCCAAGAGAACAGUGCGUUGGAUAAGGUUUUGAGUGACUUUGACAAGUAUGUAGUGAAAACAUAUAAUAGACAGCCUUUAUAUUUCUCACAUGGUAAUGGUGCUUGGCUUUGGGAUCAGGACGAACGCAAGUUGUUGGAUUUUGUUGGAGGUAUUGCCACUUGUAGCGUUGGUCACUGUCAUCCAAAACUCAUCGAUGCCGUCCAACAGCAAAUGAAUAGUGUCCAUCAUGUAUCCAACUUAUAUUAUAUUCCUCAGCAAGUAGAAUUGGCAAAGUGGUUGGUGGAACACUCUUGUGCUGACAAAGUUUUCUUUUGUAAUUCAGGAACAGAAGCUAAUGAAGCAGCUAUUAAGCUGGCAAGAAAAUAUGGUAAAGUUCGUUGGAAUUGUAAAGAACCGAUCAUUAUCAGUGCAAACAAGUCAUUCCAUGGAAGGACUUGUGGUUCUCUAAGUGCAACUGCUCAACCUAAAUAUCAAUCCCAUUUUUUACCUUUGUUACCGGGAUUCCUUUAUGUGGAUUACAACGAUACGUCAUCUUUCUUAGAAUUGGUUGAUAACAUAAAGUCUUCGGAUGAUCGAAGAAUUGUGGGGGUAAUGUUAGAAGCUGUUCAAGGAGAAGGUGGAGUUAUGCCUGGAGAUGAAAAGUUCUUUCAAACUGUUCGACAAGUUUGUAGUCAGAUAGGAGCUUUGAUGAUAUUAGAUGAAGUUCAAGUAGGAAUGGGAAGAACUGGAAGACUUUGGGGAUAUGAGCAUUAUCGUAUUGAACCAGAUAUUUUCACUACAGCAAAGGGUCUUGCAGGUGGAGUUCCAAUAGGAGCUAUGUUGUGCCAAUCUCACUGUGACUUGUUUGAACCCGGAGACCAUGCAGCAACUUUUGGAGGAAAUCCUUUAUCUUGUGUAGCGGCAUUAUCAGUUUGUCACAUUAUUGAAGAAGAACAACUUAUCGAAAAUGCCAAAGAGAGAGGAAUGGAGUUACAAAUAGGUUUGGAAAAGUUGAAACAAUCAUAUCCACAGUGUAUUUCUCAAGUACGAGGAUUGGGUUUAUUAAUAGGAUUACAACUUAAAGAUGGUUAUACAGCAUCUCAAGUCAUUGAUAGAGCACUUGAACAAAACUUAUUAGUAUUGUCUGCUGGUCCUCAAGUUGUACGAUUGGCACCACCUCUGGUCAUUACUCAAGAACAAGUGCAAUUGGCUUUACAUAUCUUGAACAACGUUUUCAAAGAGUUAAUCUAGUUGAAAGUAAUAACAUGGCAUUUGUGGCCAAUUUCUUGUCAAGUUAUAAUAAUAAAAUACGCAAGUCUUGGUUGUUCACCAGUCACUUGCAACAACAACAUAGAGUAAGAAGUAACCUACAGACAAGUAUAUGUUCA